Molecule: messenger RNA, 2228 nt
Organism: Alternaria rosae
Lineage: Eukaryota; Fungi; Ascomycota; Dothideomycetes; Pleosporales; Pleosporaceae
Exons: 2
Coding region: 217-1818 (533 amino acids)
Source: RefSeq, a predicted model, not a curated record
GACCUUCACCCGUCCAAGGGUCGCGCACGGACAUCCCGUCGUCUACCGAAACAUAUCAAUUGGCCAGCACGCGCUGCAUCGGUGCCAGAGCCUCAUCUCCAGGGCGGCAUCAUCGCGCGGUGUCAUCGGUCAGCCUGGGCCGGGCUGCACUGUGUCUAUCUCUAGAAGAUACAGCGCAACGGUCCGGGUUGGCGGUUAAGAUUACAUCACUGAACCAUGGCAUCUCUGGACUUCGACCAGAAGUUCCUUGGUCGGAUAGCCAAGCAGACUGAAGAAACAAGUCCAUUCCUGUCCAGCGCUCUCUAUCAGAUUCUGGGUCUGUCAGUUCUCCUGGCCCGGCGACUCAUCCGCGCCCGGAAGCUUCGCAAGCUGGACACCAGUCGAGACACUCCCUCGCUCUCUGCCUAUCAACAUAUCCUAUGGAUGUCCCGAGAGGGGCUGUCCAUACUCGAGCUAUACGUGCUGCCAUAUGCGCAGGACAACCAGCAUGGGCCAGAGUGUAGAGUGUUGAGCGUAAAGUUGCGGGCGAGCUUCUACCACAUCUUCUGCCUUUUCCACAACCAACCGCCUGUCACAACGAUGAACAUGACAAGCACUGAUCCUCGCAACCCUGCCCUACCCCCUUUACCAAUGUCACCACCAAAGCAUAGUAAUGGCCACGGUCGCAGGACCGACCCCCCGGGCUUGUCACCCCCUUCGAAGCGCGCAGGCAAACAACCCGCAUUACGCGAACCCAUCGACUCCAUCGUGUCCGAGACAUCAUUCGUCACGAACCCCUAUGCAGCAGGAGGGCCAGUCGGCACACCAUCACCGGGACCGACGAUCAAUGCGCCUCCGGGCCUCAACCCGGUUCCCAUUCCGCAGCCCUCCUCCUUCAUCCUUCCACCGCUGAACUUCGUUCCGUUAGCUAGUGGAUACUUCACCACCGCCACGCAGUACGCUACCUCGUUUCUGCCUGGCUCACAUCCACUGCGUUUAUCGGUUGCGCUUGAGCACAGCGCGUUCUUGUGGGAUUGCGUUCAUGACCAUGAUGCGUCGCGGCGCGUCGCUCGACGUGCGAUCAAGGAUGUCUACCGCGCGCAAGAAGCAAUGGACGACACCGAGUUUGAAGAUGCCGCCGAGCUUGUGGGUAUCCUGGGUCGCAUGAUGAAGCGCAAGAGCUGGGAAGGUACGCCACGCGUCGGAGGCAUGGCGAGCCCCGAGCCUGUCGCACAGAACACUCCCCAAGCAGCUGGUGGCAGAUCGGAGCCUGCAACUAAACCUCUUACUCCUCCCAAGAUUCCCAAUCGGCAAAGCAGCAGAAGAGCGGCAGAGGCCCCACCACUUACAGACCCGUCCACACAGCCGCAGUCAACACCUCCUACACGCAGUCGAGCAAAUACAGCCAGCAAGUCUGUGCCUCGGCAAAAAGAAAGCAACGGCCACGAGACCACGCCCAAGUCGACGCCGCGACGGCGUGCGGACAGUGAUGGUCGCGACACUACACCCCGAAACCGGCAUAUCAGUGUCGAAAGCGGUGCCAGUACAACCCCCCGGGCACCGCAGGGACUAGGUGGUCGCUCUCCCGCCACACCAUCGACGGUCCGAACCGCGCACCGAACCUCAGGCAGCGGCGGCUCCUCAAAAGGAACACCCGUCGCCGGAACCUCAACGCCCCUAACCCAAAGCGCGGCCGCGACCCUUGUCUCCGACAACAUGCGCAACUCGCCCUCGCUGCGUCGCUCACCCCCAAUCCCACAACCACACUCACCCUCUUUUCCCUACGACUCGCGCCUCUCGCCCUCGCAAGAAAGCUCCUACGCCAGACAACAGAGGUGACUAGUAGAGACGGGUCGGGAGAAGCAAAGAAAGAUGGAAGUGCAAUGGACCGACUCCAUGCAUGAAGCCGACCUUGUGCUCCUUCCCAUGACACAGCCCUCUUCGGUUUCAUCGACUCCUAUUGACUUCGCCGGACAGACGUACCCUGAGUACCCGGUCCGCUUUCGGCCUUGAGUUCACCGUCUAUCGGGACGGUAAGAGUGCCGAUCGACAAGAGCGGAGCACUUCCAUCCAUCCCUUCCCGUCGCAGAAGCUACAUACCUCGGCUCGUGGAGCCCAGAUCCCUUGAUACCCCCCCUAUCAUAUCAUCUCAUCACCUAUUCCGAAUCUCUCUUGUAUUGUAUCAUACCUAUUGGCGUUCUUUCGGCGUAUAUACCUCUUCAACGACAUACACGUCCGUCCUGUCUGUU